AAGAGUAUUGAUUCUGGCUUCUAGGCACCUCGUACUUGAUAACUCCUCGGCUCGAGCAGCUGCGCUGGGCCUCUUCCCGGGCGUGCGAGAGAACAAGUUACGUGUCAAGCAAGUAUCAAUCUCCUAUUUCCAUAUCUUCCUGACACAGGCAACGCAUGUCCUCGUUCCGCCGCCAGAUGCAGAUUAUCACAAUCAAAGCUCCUCUAGUGCUGUCCCUAGUCCUCUGUGUUUACAGCAUUCGGAAGGCUUCCGUGGAAAGAAUAGUUUCUCAGAUGCCCACGUGGAUGAUAGAGUGAGUCCACGAUUUGUGCAAAGAUCCAAAAGUCUGAGCAAUCAGGAGCAGUUUCACCAAACACGGGCUCCAGAGCACAGCGUCAGGAUCCUGAGAACUGUGGCUACAUCCGGAUGGCAACCUCGCUCAAAUUUCCCGUUCGUGCACGAUUCGGACUCACGCCAAUGGGACGUGGAGCCCCCUCCUCCACUUGUACACUAACUAUUGGCCCAAUCCGGUCACCAGAGGUACAUGUGGCAGUCACCCCUAGAAACUCAACCCGAGAUCCUGGACACAUCGGGUUGGCCUCUGGAGGUAUCUCUCGACGACGUCGAGGCUUUGAUAUCAGUCGGCGUGGAGACAGAGAUUUUGUCGGUUUUUCUUCGAGCGGAGACGAAGCACACGUUGUUGUUGGUUCCACGAGAUCGAGACGGCGGGUCGGAAGGUUCAGAAGCAUGGUGACCGAAGCAUCGAGUAACAGUUACUUGGGCGUCACGGCCAUUGUCACUGCCUUAUAUCAGUUCUCGUUCUUCGUCAUCGCUGCGGGCUUCAAGAUUGACAAGGUGACCGAUUUCGCAGGGACGACCAACUUCGUGGUUCUGGCUGUUCUAACUCUGAUUCUGAACGGCACGUACCAAUAUCGGCAGUUGGUGUUGACAACAUUUGUGCUGUUCUGGGGAAUACGCUUGGGAUUUUUCCUGCUCUUCAGGAUUUUGAGCUGGGGCGAGGACCAUCGGUUCGACGAUAAGCGCAAUAAUCUGUUGAGGUUUGCAGUGUUUUGGUUUCUUCAGGGUGUAUGGGUGUGGACCGUCUCUCUCCCUGUUACAGUAGUGAAUGGAAGCAGCAAGAAUCCGGCCUUUGGUGUCCGAGAUUACGUAGGAUGGGCCAUGUGGGGAGUAGGUUUAGCGAUUGAGGCCAUAGCUGACCAAAGUAAGCUGAAUUUUAAGAACUCCAUCUCGAACAAAGGUCGGUGGUGUGAUGUUGGUCUUUGGAGCUGGUCUCGACAUCCCAAUUACUUCGGUGAGAUGUUGUUGUGGUGGGGUAUCUUCGUGGCCGCGACUCCUGUGCUCAGCGGAGGCCAGUGGGCAGUAAUUACCGGCCCUAUCUUGCUGAGCUGCCUUCUCCUCUUUGUCAGUGGCAUUCCGCUGCUCGAGAUUUCUGCCGACAAAAAACACCGAAGCAAUCCCGAGUACCUCCACUACAAGAACACAACCAGCCCUCUCAUACCCUUGCCACCAGCAGUGUACGGGAUUCUCCCCGCUUGGUUCAAAAAGACAUUUCUGUUUGAGUUCGCCAUGUACAGCAAAAAACUCGGCGCUGGCAACCACGGCAAGAACAGUUGACCAACUUCUGAGUGAGUGGACUGGAAUAAGGAUUGUUAGUCUUGACGUCUGGUGAUGAUGAUUCGUUCUGUCCCUUGUGUCUCAUUAUUAUACCGUUCCUGUAUGUGUGCGCAUCUUAUAUUCACGGUUGUUUAAGAUUUGGGGAGAGCUUGGAGUCAGGCGAGAUACAGUCUCAAAUACCUUGAGAGUGCAUCAGAGGAUACGAAGUGCUCCUCAGUUUUGCCUAGUUGUGCAGUGAGCUUCUGGUCUAACAUGUGUACAUAAUGCACAGGAUUCCGUUUUGGACUUGCUUCGCUUGACGUUUCCGCUUUAAAUCCUAGACUUGAGAUGCUUGACGAAGUGAAUUCACAGUUCAUGGAUUUAAUGGAUGUCACAAAACCUUAAACCUUUAUUUACAGAAAUUUAUAAUACACCGGAAAAACUCGACAACAAUUUAUGGUGUGCAAGAUUCUUGAUUUCCAGGAGUCUUAAGAUAUUUCG
Molecule: messenger RNA, 2094 nt
Organism: Marchantia polymorpha subsp. ruderalis
Lineage: Eukaryota; Viridiplantae; Streptophyta; Marchantiopsida; Marchantiales; Marchantiaceae
Source: the annotation of a GenBank genome assembly